AUGGUUAGAUCAACGCUCUGUUCUUUGGCGUUCGCCGCAGGCGCCUUUGCCUCGCCACAAUGGCACUUCGACAAAUACACACAUCCAGGAUGGCCAGAGCCAAGCGUCUAUACUCCUCGCCAGCCAGGGAGACCUACCUGGCCCUGGACGUAUCCGUACAAGAGCUCACAGGCAGCGAGCACCGCCGCUCCUACUUCAAGUGUAGCCACCACACCAUCUGUCACUUCUACUAGCUCUGCUACUGGGACGCUUGGAGCAUGCGCCAGCGUAGCCAAACUUGCAGCCUCCUUCACUAGCGCCAGUCCUAAGGCCACACCGACCGUACCUGCAGAGCUAGCCUAUGAUUGUAUCAACAGUGUCCCGUUCAAUCAGUCCGCAGCAGCAGCACUUUUAGACUCCAUUCGGCCUUACAUAGACUGGCAGACAACGAUAGAGUAUCUCAAGGACCCGCCAGCCGAGUACGCAGCCAAGGUUCAAGCCCCGUACGACUUCUAUGCGAAUUGGGACAGCAUUGUUGCGAAGGUUGCCAGUGGCAGCUAUGCCAACGAGUAUCAGUUCGGCUUCGACCUCUACAGAGUCUUCCAAAGAUCGCACGAUGGACACUUUGUCUUCUAUCCUGACAGUGUCACGUCUAUCUUCUCCUUUGGCCGUACCACUCCACUAGUAUCGGUGUCUACAGAUGGAGUCAGCAUACCAGAAGUAUACGUAUAUGCCGACGUGCUUGCAGCAUCUUUCGGUAACACGACUUUCACACCGAGCCCUCUUACCCAGAUCGAUGGACAAGACAGCACCGAAUGGCUUCUGGAUUAUUCUGAGAAUGGCAGCUUGCAAGAUCGUGAUGCUUUGUGGAAUAACAUGUUUUACAUUUUGGCACAAGUGUCCUUGGGUGCAUCGGGCACAGGUACUGGCACAUUCUCGGGAGGUGGACGUGGCCGAUGGAUCUACCCUGGACCAACAACAACGCUGACCUUUGCGAAUGGGACCAGCAUAACCCUCCAGAACUUUGCACGUGUAAUGCAACCCUUUGACAACAUCACCAGUGGUGAGGACAUCUAUCGAACGUUCUUCACCCCUCCCGCGAACCAGAUCGAGUCUGCCGAGGAGCUCGCGACCAUGACCACAUCGUCGACUUCUUCGGCGAUCGCUUCGGCCACCUCGAGCACUUCUUCCGCGGCCAGCACUAGCAUACCUGCCCCUGGAUAUCCUUCGCCCAUCAUUCGUGAGAAGGCCAACACCAAUUCUGGCUACUUCCUCAACGGCACAGGUUAUGAUGAUGUAGCAGUGCUCUCCGUGCCUACGUUCGUCGGCACCGGUUCCGACGAGAUACCUUUUCAAGCUGUCAACACAUACUUGAUUGAUCGUGCCGUUGCCGCAAACAAGACAAAGCUGAUCAUCGAUGUCUCUGCCAAUGGUGGCGGCACGAUCUUGCAAGGCUACGAUCUGUUCAAGCAACUAUUCCCACACAUCUUGCCUUAUGGUGCAACACGCUUCAGGGCCAAUGAAGCGACAGACCUUAUUGGGCAGGAAGUCAGCUACUAUUCUGGACUUGUCCCGCGUAGCCUGGACACCAAUGACACUGUCCAGAACUGGGUAUCGUCCUUCUGGAAUUACCGUACUGAUGCCGACGUUAACUACGCACCUUUCACGUCUUGGGCCGAGAAGUUCGGGCCGCACGCGUAUGGCCCAGAACCUGACAACUUCACCAGCAUUAUCAGAUGGAACUUGAGUGAUAUACUCACGCCAGACAAUAGUGGCGGUAUCUAUGUCAGUGGGUACUUGAACCGCAGCAACAUCACCACGCAACCAUUUGCAGCCGAAAACAUCGUCAUUGUCUAUGAUGGCUACUGCGCAUCGACUUGCACUAUCUUCUCCGAGCUGAUGCGACAACAAGGAGGCGUCAAGACCAUUGCGCUCGGUGGCCGACCGAACAAGGACAUCAUCCAAGCUGUCGGAGGUGUCAAGGGGACGAACGAUCUCCCUUAUGACUUCAUCCUCAGCGGUGCUGAGUUCCCAUUUCAGUACCAAUAUCUACACAACGCCAGCUACUACAACACUACUUCCUUGGCCAACUACAACGACCUUUCGAUCCUGCGAUCGACUGAUUCCGUGGUCAACGCUAGAGAUGGCAUCAGGCAGGGCGACGCUUCCGAGUUACCGCUGCAGUUCCUCUACGAGCCUGCAGACUGUCGCAUCUACUACACUCCUGAGAUGGUCGUCGACGAGACGGCGGUGUGGAAAACCGUGGCUGACACUGCUUUCAACGGCGUCAGUCAUUGUGUUGCUGGGAACUACACUUCAGCUCCCACAGGAUAUGGCAAGCGUGGUGUGAGGAAGCAGCAUGGUGUGAGGAGGGACAUGGAUGUCACUGAGCACUAUGAUGCUAUCGAGCGCUUGGCUGGGACGGUUGGCGUCACAAGCGGUGGAGAUUCUAUCAUGAUACUAUGA
Molecule: messenger RNA, 2445 nt
Organism: Recurvomyces mirabilis
Lineage: Eukaryota; Fungi; Ascomycota; Dothideomycetes; Mycosphaerellales; Teratosphaeriaceae
Exons: 3
Coding region: 1-2445 (814 amino acids)
Source: RefSeq, a predicted model, not a curated record